Asparagus officinalis (garden asparagus) is the source of this 2010-nucleotide messenger RNA. RefSeq lists its product as uncharacterized. The record is from RefSeq and is a predicted model, not a curated record. The transcript is spliced from 4 exons. Lineage: Eukaryota; Viridiplantae; Streptophyta; Magnoliopsida; Asparagales; Asparagaceae. Bases 1 to 2010 code for a protein of 669 amino acids.
AUGCAGAUUGUCUCUGAAAUCUGGAAAUCUGACAUUCAAGGAUACACAAUGUACUCUGUAUGCACCAAACUCAAAAUGCUAAAGGGAGUUUUGAAGGUGUUAAACAAGAGACACUUUUAUAAUAUUAGUGAGCAGGUGCAAAGAGCAAAGUUUGUUUUGGAAGAUACUCAGAAGAAACUUCAAAACAACCCCCUAGACCCUAUGCUCAUCUGUCAAGAAAAAGAAAAUCUUUCUUCUUACAACAAAUUGAUGGACUGUGAAGUAUCAUUCUAUCAACAAAAAGCUAGAAUAGCUUGGAGUGUGCAUGGUGACAGGAGCACUAGUUAUUUUCAUGUUGUUGCUAAAAGGAACAGGCACAAUAAUAAUGUGGUAGUUCUCUAUAGCAACAGGAACAUCAUCAAAGCUGGACCUUGCUUGUUAGAGUCUCAAAUCAGGGAAUUAUCAAAACCUAACUCUAAAGAGGAAAUUAAAGAGGAAAUCUUCUCCAUGUCUGAUAAUAAAGCUCCAGGGCCAGAUGAAUAUAGUGUUUCAUUCUUCAAAACUGCAUGGCCUGUCAUUGGGGAAGAGGUUUUAAAAUCUAUAGAAGAUUUCUUCAAAAAUGGAAAGCUUCUAGGCAGUGUAAAUUCCACUUCCAUUACCUUGGUUCCUGAGGUACAAUUCCCAAAUACUCCUGCUGAUUUCAGGCCAAUUGCUUGUUGUAAUUGCCUCUAUAAGUUUAUUUCUAAAAUCCUUGCUAAUAGAAUUAAAUCAGUUAUGGGCUAUCUUGUGGAUGAAGCACAAAGUGCUUUUGUCAAAGGCAGGCAGAUUUCUAGCAAUAUUUUCCUUGCACAUGAGCUUGUUAAAAGCUAUAAUAGGAAACAUAUAUCUCUAAGGGUUAUGCUCAAUAUUGAUAUUAAGAAGGCUUUUGACACUAUUAGCUGGAAUUUUCUUACUGACAUGCUAGAAGGACUGAAUUUUCCUGUGGUCAUGAUAAACUGGAUUAAAGCAUGCAUUUCUUAUCCAAAGUACUCAAUUUCUCUUAACGGCUCCCUCCAUGGGUAUUUCAAAGGAAAACGUGGAUUGAGACAGGGUGAUCCCCUCUCUCCUUAUCUCUUUAUACUGGGAAUGGAGUACCUUUCUAGGAGUUUGAAUUCUUUAAAGAAUGACAGGCUCUUCAAAUUUCACCCAAGGUGUAGCAAGCUUAAGAUUACUCACCUUAUAUUUACAGAUGAUCUCUUGUUAUUUGCUAAAUGUGACAUUUAUUCAGUGCAAAAACUAUAUCAAUGUGUGAAGGAAUUUAGUGAAAUAUCUGGACUGGUUGCAAACCCUGAAAAAAGCUCUAUUUUUUAUGGGGGAUUAGAGGAAUCUGUCAAAAUCUCUAUAGCAAGUCUUUUGGGCUUCACUGAAGGAACUUUGCCAAUCAAAUAUCUGGGAGUUCCCCUCAUUUCAAAGUGGUUAUCCUUCCUGGAUUGCAGCCCUCACUUCUCUAAAAUUUCUGGUGUCCUCCAUAAGAUUGAUGAGAUCUGUAGAAAUUUUCUAUGGGGAAAAACUAACCAGAUUCACAGGAAACCACCAUUAGUUUCAUGGGUUUAUGAGAAUUAUCUCAAACAAGGAAAUAUCUGGCAGAUUAAUGCAAGAAAGAGUGAUUCUUGGAUGUGGAAGCAAUUGUUAAAAGUGAGAAAUAAAGCUCUUGCUUUUCGUGGUGAUUCUGAUAACUUGAAAAUGCUCAUUAACUCUUGCUGUAAGAAUUCAAAAGUUAAACUCUCAGCUCUAUAUGAAGCCCUCUCCCCUGUAGGAAACAAGGUGUCAUGGUACAAAACAUAUUGGGAGGAUUUAAAUGUCCCUAAGCAUUCUUUUAUUCACUGGUUAGUAGUUCAGAACAAACUGUUAACACAGGAUAGACUCAUGAAAAGGGGUAUUAUCACUGUAAAUGCCUGCAGCAUGUGUGCAGGUGCUUGUUUGGAGUCUAGAGAUCACUUAUUCUUUGAGUGCAUAUUUUCAUGCAAUGUUUGGAACCACAUCAUGGAAUGA